UGUUUUUUCGCAAAAUCAGAUGGGAAACCCAUGAAAAGGAUAACUGUGAGUGAAAUACAGCUUAUGUAUGACCGGGGUCAUUAUAUGGAGACGAUGAGAAGGCGGUUGUGGCUACGGGCAUUGCUGGAGAAAGUGAACACGGCAGUUUCUAUAGUUCCCAGGGAUGAUGUUUCCGGGAGGUCCCUAAGAAAGGAAGACAAUGUGCUGUUUGAGAGCCAUGAAAAACGCCUUGGAGACGCAGAUAAAGCUGAUGUGGAUGUAUUAACUAAGGUUAAAUCCCAGUGA
Molecule: messenger RNA, 285 nt
Organism: Myotis brandtii (Brandt's bat)
Lineage: Eukaryota; Metazoa; Chordata; Mammalia; Chiroptera; Vespertilionidae
Product: parathyroid hormone-like
Exons: 2
Biological process (GO): cell-cell signaling; intracellular calcium ion homeostasis
Cellular component (GO): extracellular region
Molecular function (GO): parathyroid hormone receptor binding; hormone activity
Source: RefSeq, a predicted model, not a curated record